AGGUCAUAAAUAGUUAGAUUAACAAAGAUUCGACAAACAUUAUUUAACGGCUAAACAGCGGUAUUAUUCACAGAGGUUCGGAAGUGUCAAGUGGUUUAUUUUCUUUUUUGGUUUUGGAUACUGAAGUUUCAAUAAAAUGAAUUUUCAAGUCAAAGGAGGCCUUUGCAUGUUACUACUUUGUUUAACGCCAAUAUUCGCUUACAGAGAAAUUAGCGGCAUGCUCGAUCACACCACCGACCUUACACCCGAGGAGAUAAAUGCCUUGCGGCCACUAUUCUAUUAUCUGCAAGAACAAUAUAAUUACAUAGUGAGUCAAGCACCCCAAAGAGAUCUAGAUGAGGACGACGCACAAGUACAAGAUUCACAGCACGCAGCAGUUCAAGCUGAAUUCGAGCAAUAUUUCGCAGAUUUCCAACAACAAUAUACAUUUGUCGAAGACAACAACAAAGUCGAUUUAUACAAUAAAACACUGCCGACAGUUGCCGAACUGAUGGGAUCAGCCGGCAUUGAUCUUACCGCUGUCGAGCUUGCCGAACGCGAGGACAUUGAAAGUUUGCUUCAACAGGCUCUGGACGAGGCACAGCAGCAAAUUGACGAAAUCGUACGAAGUUCCCUGCAAGUGGAGUCGCAACUGAUUAAAAUUAAUAAACCGAAAAUCGUGGGCUAUAUAUUGAGAGCGCUAAGGGUAAUAUUCAAGGUGGCGACACGCGGAGCACGCGCCGCCUAUUGCACCUAUUCGCACAUACCGCAAUUGAAUGCCUCGCUGCAGCACAUCUACGGGGGGCUCGACUGUUACAGAUAUUCGAAGCGUUUGGUGUUGCGCAUUGAGCAAGAGACCGUGCACACAGUGAGCACUAUUCAGGAGAAUGUCUUCAGUUUGGCUGGUAUUUAUAAAAAAGUCGCCGGUAGAAAAUCUUUACUGGGGAAAUUGUCUGCUGUGCUGUUGAAUUUAUCGAAAAUUGUGGGAAAUAUCAAAGAGACCUAUUUAGUGGGUGUCAGCGCGCUUGAUAAGGUGACGAAUGAGUUGCCGAAUGCAGCGCAAGGAAGUGUACAUUGCAGCCGCGACUUCGUCGGUGGCGUGCCGCAGAUGGUGGAGACUGUGGCUAAUUUGUCCACUUGUAUUAUGUUCGUCGAUAACACCAUCGUGGAAUAUGAUUUCAUGAAACCGGAAAAUCAACGCGAUUUUAAUUAAUUGAGAAAAUUAUAUAACUAUUUGAAAUUCUUAAAAGAUUAUUGCAUUAAAUAUUUUUACACCUAGCCGGAUAGUAAAAUAUAAAGCUGGCAGUAACUCGUUUUCGAAUUAUGAGAAAUUAGUAUGAAUAACCAAUCUUUAAAGCCUUA
Molecule: messenger RNA, 1341 nt
Organism: Bactrocera oleae (olive fruit fly)
Lineage: Eukaryota; Metazoa; Arthropoda; Insecta; Diptera; Tephritidae
Source: RefSeq, a predicted model, not a curated record